Messenger RNA from Colius striatus (speckled mousebird), 1290 nucleotides. Its product is annotated as coagulation factor VII. The transcript has 8 exons. Gene Ontology annotation, biological process: proteolysis; blood coagulation. The coding region runs from base 1 to 1290 and encodes 429 amino acids. The record is from RefSeq and is a predicted model, not a curated record. Lineage: Eukaryota; Metazoa; Chordata; Aves; Coliiformes; Coliidae. Gene Ontology annotation, cellular component: extracellular region. Gene Ontology annotation, molecular function: calcium ion binding; serine-type endopeptidase activity.
AUGGUGUUCAGGCAGUGCGUGGCUUGCUUUCUGCAUUCUGCAUUCUUCAUUCUGCUACUGAUUCCUCUUUCUCUGGAUGCAGUCUUUCUAAAGCAGGAAGAGGCAAACAACAUUUUGCAAAGGCAAAGACGAGCCAACAGCUUCUUCGAAGAAAUAAAACUGGGGUCACUAGAGCGAGAAUGUAUGGAAGAAACGUGUUCCUUCGAGGAAGCGAGAGAGGUUUACCGUGAUGACGAAAGGACAAGAGAGUUCUGGAACAUCUAUUCUGACCCCAACCAGUGCAACCCUAACCCCUGUCAGAAUGGUGGCAGCUGUGACGACCAGUUUCAGGAUUAUGUUUGCCGCUGUCCCGUUGAAUAUGAGGGAAAAAGCUGUGAAAAAGCUGUAGCUGACAAGCUGAAGUGUAUCUAUGACAAUGGCGGCUGUGAGCAGUACUGUCAUGACGAGCGGUCUCGGGAACGACUGUGCUUCUGUGCGGACGACUACACUUUGGCGAGUGAUGGCGUGUCCUGCAUUCCCCAAGUAAAAUACCCAUGUGGAAAAAUACCAGUGCUGGCCAAAAAAAAUGCAACUGCACGAGGGAGAAUAGUGGGUGGCUUAAUCUGUCCUCCUGGUGAAUGUCCAUGGCAAGCCCUCAUAAUACAGAACAGGAAAGAAAAGUGUGGUGGGUCCUUGCUCUCCCCAGAAUGGGUGGUCACCGCAGCGCACUGCUUGGAGUAUACUCAUCGGAAAGAGCUUCGGGUGAGACUAGGGGAACACAGGAUACACUACGACGACAAAACUGAGCAGGAAAGUGGAGUUGCCAGGAUAAUCAUCCAUGAAGGAUACACGAAUGGACAAGUCAAUAACGACAUUGCCCUCCUGUACCUGGAAACACCCGUGAAUCUCACUGACUACGUGGUGCCAAUAUGUUUGCCUGAAAAACGGUUUGCAGUGUAUGAACUAUCCUCCAUCAAGUUCUCCACAGUGAGCGGAUGGGGACGCCUGCUAGAUGGAGGUGCCACCUCUUCCGUCCUGAUGAGAGUUGAUUUGCCGCGUGUAAAGACACAAGAAUGUGAAAAGGAGACCGAUUUAAAUAUUACGGAAAAUAUGUUUUGUGCAGGGGAUCUGGCCGGCGUUAAAGACUCCUGCAAGGGAGACAGUGGGGGACCUCAUGCUACAAAGUACAAGAACACUUGGUUUCUGACCGGGAUUGUCAGCUGGGGAAAGCGCUGUGCCACUAAAGGCAGCUAUGGGGUUUACACAAGGGUAUCCAAAUACAUCGACUGGUUGAAGAAGCACAUGGAUUAA